Molecule: messenger RNA, 803 nt
Organism: Hibiscus syriacus
Lineage: Eukaryota; Viridiplantae; Streptophyta; Magnoliopsida; Malvales; Malvaceae
Exons: 2
Coding region: 68-766 (232 amino acids)
Source: RefSeq, a predicted model, not a curated record
CAUUUAUUAUUUUUCUUCCAUUGAUUAUAUAUAGGUUAAGAAAAUUAUUUUGUGACGAGAGAAAAAAAUGGUGGACGUAUCAUCUUUAUCAUCUUCAUCCUCGACAUCGUUAUAUGAAUCCGACACCGAAGAACUUCAGCAUAUGCCCUUGAAGCCAGUGAUGAAAAGCAACCGAUGUUUAUCGAAGCAAUUAUCGAUGUUCGAGACGUCCCGAAACAUCGAUUGGGAGCGAAGGAAUCGGAUCCUUCGUCAGGAAAGGAGCAAGAACACAGAGGAACCGCAACGGAUGAUGUCGGUGCCAUCAUUGAUGAAAAACAGGAGAUAUCUGUCAAAGCAAUUAUCGAUGUUGGAGACAUCCAGGGACGUUGCGUGGGAGAGAAGGCGACGCCAGAUCCUUCGUCAGGAAAAAGGGAAAAACGGUAUCCCGGAAGCUAAUGGAAUAACCGACGAAGACUUGAAUGAACUAAAAGGUUGCAUCGAGCUCGGAUUCGGAUUCAACGAGGAAGCAGGCCAACAGCUUUGCAAUACAUUGCCCGCUUUAGACCUCUAUUUCGCAGUAAAUCGUCAGCUGUCCCCUAGCCCGGUUUCGACACCUCACAGCAGACGAUCGUCAUCGAUAUCAUCGCUAAGGUCAUCGUCUUUUGGAAGUCCUAAGAGUGAUCAAGAUUGGAAAAUUUGCAGCCCAGGGGAAGAUCCACAGCAAGUGAAGACAAAGCUAAGGCAUUGGGCGCAAGCAGUGGCAUGCUCCGUGAUGCAGUCGUCUUGAAGUAGCGGGGUUGGCUUUGUACAGGUAUAGACUCAGG